Messenger RNA from Pyrgilauda ruficollis (rufous-necked snowfinch), 2194 nucleotides. It is a transcript of the gene CAPN5, whose product is annotated as calpain 5. NCBI's taxonomy places the organism in Eukaryota, Metazoa, Chordata, Aves, Passeriformes, Passeridae. The transcript is spliced from 13 exons. The record is from RefSeq and is a predicted model, not a curated record. Gene Ontology annotation, molecular function: calcium-dependent cysteine-type endopeptidase activity. Gene Ontology annotation, cellular component: cytoplasm. Gene Ontology annotation, biological process: proteolysis. Bases 88 to 2013 code for a protein of 641 amino acids.
GCGAAGCGCUGCGGGCGGCGGCGCGCCCGGAGCGGCGGCACCGGCAGCGGGACCCGCGCCAGCCCCGGGCAGAGGCGGUGGGGAAGGAUGUUUUCCUCGGUGAAGCCGUACGAGAACCAGCGCUACGCCUCUCUGAAGAAGGAGUGCCAGCGGCGGAAGCAGCUCUUCGAGGACCCGCUUUUCCCCGCCAACGACGACUCGCUCUUCUACAAGUCAAGGAUUCAGGGCAUCCAGUGGAAGCGACCCAAAGAAAUCUGCAAUGAUCCACGUCUCUUUGUGGAUGGGAUCAGCUCCCAUGAUUUGCACCAGGGCCAGGUUGGGAACUGCUGGUUUGUGGCUGCCUGCUCCUCCCUGGCAUCUCGGGAGUCUCUGUGGCAGAAGGUCAUCCCAGACUGGAAGGAGCAGGAGUGGAACCCUGAGAAACCCGAGAGCUACGUGGGGAUCUUCCACUUCCAGUUCUGGCGUUUCGGUCAGUGGCUGGAUGUGGUGAUCGAUGACCGCCUGCCCACCCUCCACAAUCAGCUCAUCUACUGCCACUCCAACUCCAGGAAUGAGUUCUGGUGUGCCUUGGUGGAGAAAGCUUAUGCCAAGUUGUCAGGCUGUUAUGAGGCCCUGGAUGGAGGCAACACAGCUGAUGCCCUGGUGGAUUUCACUGGUGGGGUCUCGGAACCGAUCGACCUGACCGAAGGGGACUACAUCGCUGAUGAAGCCAAGCGAAACCUCCUCUUUGAGCGCGUGCUGAAGGUGCACAACAGGGGAGGCCUCAUCAGCUGCUCCAUCAAAGCCACAUCAGCAGCUGACAUGGAGGCUCGCCUGGCCUGCGGGCUGGUGAAGGGCCACGCAUACGCGGUGACGGACGUGCGGAAGGUCCGUCUGGGCCACGGCCUUCUGUCCUUCUUCAAGUCGGAGAAGCUGGACAUGAUCCGCAUGCGCAACCCGUGGGGCGAGCGGGAGUGGAACGGCCCUUGGAGUGACACCUCUGAGGAGUGGCAGAAAGUGAGUAAAAGUGAGAGAGAGAAGAUGGGAAUGACAGUGGAAGAUGAUGGAGAGUUCUGGAUGACCUUUGAAGAUUUCUGCAAAUACUUCACGGACAUCAUCAAGUGCCGUCUGAUCAACACCUCCUACCUGAGCAUCCACAAGACCUGGGAGGAGGCAGUGCUACACGGGGCAUGGACCAGAAGCAGUGACCCCUUGAAAAACCGCUCCGGAGGCUGUAUCAACCACAAGGACACUUUUCUGCAGAACCCCCAGUAUGUGUUUGAUGUGAAGAAGGCGGAAGAUGAAGUGCUGAUCUCCAUACAGCAGAAGCCCAAAAGGACCAGUCGCAAAGAGGGCAAAGGAGAGAACUUGGCCAUAGGCUUUGAUAUCCAUAAGGUGGAGUUGAAUAGGAACUACCGGAUGCACACACUGCAGCAGAAGGUGGCCAGCUCCAUCUACAUCAACUCCCGCAGCGUCUUCCUGAGGACAGACCUGAAGGAAGGCCGCUACGUCAUCAUCCCCACCACUUUUGACCCUGGUCAUGAAGGCGAGUUCCUUCUCAGGAUUUUCACAGACGUGCCUUCAGAUUGCCGAGAGCUGACACUGGAUGAGCCACCACACACCUGCUGGAGUGGGAUUUGUGGCUACCCACAAGUAGUAUCCCAGAUCCAUGUCCUUGCUGCAGCUGGGCUCAAGAAUCAGGACUCCCAAGGAGGAGCUGAUCCUUAUGUGAUCAUCAAGUGUGAAGGACAGAAGGUUCGUUCUCCAGUGAAGAAGAACACAGUAUCACCAGAAUUCGAUGUGAAAGGGCUCUUCUACCGCAAGAAGCCAGGACAACCCAUCAUUGUUCAGAUCUGGAACCACAACUUGAUAAGCGACGAGUUUUUGGGCCAAGUGGUGCUCACGGGGGAUCCCAGCGACCGGCAGUCGGUGCACACGCUGCACCUCCAGGACAAGGGCAACAGGAGGUCAAACGAUCUCCCUGGAACCAUUGCUGUGAUGCUGCUUAGCAGUAACAUCCUCACUAAUGUCUGAGUACUCAAGGGUGACUCUUCUGGUGCCACUUAUGUGAAUAUAAACAUGCACAUAUACAUAUAUAUAUAGAGAGAGAGAAACACAGAGCCUACCUACCAUCUGCAAAGUGUAUAUGAACCAUGCAUGCAUUCCACUCCAAGGAGCCAAUCUUGUGUUUUCAAUGUUAAAAAAAUGGUGCCUU